Molecule: messenger RNA, 2838 nt
Organism: Caenorhabditis angaria
Lineage: Eukaryota; Metazoa; Nematoda; Chromadorea; Rhabditida; Rhabditidae
Source: the annotation of a GenBank genome assembly
AUGUUUUUUUACGUCUUGUUCUCGGUUUUUGCAAUAGUUUUUUGUGAUUCUGGAAUUUGUGAAUCACCAGAAGGAGUGAAAUGUGAUUGUCAAAGUUUUGAAAAUGAAAUGAAGGUAAGUUCUUAUCUGGUCAAUUGUACAACCCUUUGAAAAUAACCCUAAAAAAUUUAACCCUCUGAAAAUAAAUAUCCCUCGGACUUGAACAACCCUCAGAAAUAACCCUCUGAAAUUGAAAUUUCCUAGAAAAGGGUGUUUUUUCCAGAGUUUUUUGAAUUACAAAAAGUGAAUUUCAGAAAACAUGAUUAUUUAUUCCGGAUAAUUACAUAAUAAUGUGAAAUAUAUACUUUUUCAACUUUUAGGUUGAUAAAAAGUUUUUCUUAAAAUAUGUUUUUAGUCAUUUCUGUCAGAGUUAUUCACAAUAACUAUAAUUUACUGUUAUUGUGAGUAAUUUUCAAGCCCUCAGAAUCAGAGGGAAAAAAUUCUUAGGGUUAUUUUUUUCCAAGGGUUAUGUUUUUUCAAAGGGUUAAAUUUUUUAGGGUUAUUCUCAAAGGGUUGUACAAUUGACCUCUUAUCUCAUUUUCUGUAAUUUUUUGAAAAUCAUUUUUUCAGAUAAGCAAUUGUUGGAAGAAAGGUGAAUGGUCAAAUUGGUCAAUUUGGUCAAAGUGUCGAUCAGGAAUUCAAAAACGAAGAAGGAAAUGCAAUAAUCCAGCACCUUUAGGAAUUGGCCAAUUUUGUCGAGGAGAUUCACUUGAAAAAAGAACUUGUAGUGAUAUUCCUGAAUACAUUUUCAAUUCUUGGACAAGUUGGAAUGAAUGGACAACGUGUGAUUGUUCGAAAAAACAACAAUCACGGUGAGGGUUUUUUAAAAUACUAUAAUUUUUAAAAAUUCAAGUUUUUCAGAAUUCGAUUUUGCCAAAAUGAGUCUUGUGAAGGAUGUAAUUUUGAACAACGAGAUUGUUCGAAAGAUUGUCCAGAUGUUCGAAAAUGGACAAAAUGGUCAGCAUGGUUUCUUGAUGUGAAUGGAAAUGAGGUUCGAUUUAGCGCAUAUACUUCAUCGAAUUUUGGAAUUGUUGAGCUUGUGCAAGAAAAACGAGAGCGAAUUCAAGAAAAUAGUACGUUACACCUUUUCAAUUUUCUGUAAUAUUGUAUAUGUAUAUAAUUUUUUCAGUUCAAUGGUCAAACUGGAAAUUCACAUCAAAUAUUGCGUAUCGAUUUCGAGUGUUAUCUGAAACUGUGAUCGAUUUCGAACAUUACAUGAUCCAUCCUAAAAUUAACACACUGGUUCCAAUUUAUAUUACAAUGUUUGUUGGAGGUAUCGGCUUUAUUUGUGGGUUUACUGUUCAAUGUUUUUUGAGUUGGAUUUUCGGAAAAAUUUCUUCAUAUCGAUCAGUUUCAUCAGACUAUUCGUCUGGCCAAUUUUAUUGAUCAAAUAAAUAAUUACAACAAAACAUUUAUUAACAAAUUGAAAAUUUAAGACAAAUAAAAAUGUAAAGAAAAAUUGUAUCAUCGAAAAAACAUUCUAGAAUUGUUUUUCGUUUGAGCAGAUAUUCAGAACUCAAAAAUUAAUCAAGUCGUUCACGAACAGUUAUUGAUCGGGAAAAAUGUGGACUUAUGCAUCGUCCAAAGUGAAAAAAAAUGCGAAAAAUCAAAAAAAAAACGUCCAAACUGACGCAUUUUUUUUCGCAGAAAUCGCAUUUUUUCGAGCACCUUUUUCGCGUUUCCUGGUGUUUUUCGACCCAAAAUGGACAGAAAUUGAAAGAAUUUGUCUGAAAUGGUGUUUUUAUUGAUACUGGAAGAAAAAUCAAUGGUGAAACAUGAAAAAAAGCGAUUUUGAAAAUUUCAAAUUUUUUCGACUUUUUCGAAAUUUUUUCGACAAACUCAUUUUUCAUGUUUCACCGCUGAUUUUUCUUCCAGUAUCAAUAAAAACACCAUUUCAGACAAAUUCUUUCAAUUUCUGUUCAUUUUGGGUCGAAAAACACCAGGAAACGCGAAAAAGGUGCUCGAAAAAAUGCGAUUUCUGCGAAAAAAAAUGCGUCAGUUUGGACGUUUUUUUUUUGAUUUUUUUUUUUCACUUUGGACGAUGCAUUAGUGUUUCUCGGGUCCGUUUCAAAAUGUUCCGAAAAUUCCAAACCGAUCAAAGUAACUGUUCAUGUUACCGCAUAUGAUUAAAUCAAGGGAUGGGACGAUAAAUUUAUAAAGUUAAAGUGAAACCGGUACAAAUACCAUUCGAUACACCUGCCAGGCUCAAUUUAUCCUGUUCACACUUAUAAAACUUAUCAGGCUAAUUCGGGCAGCUGAACAAACCAGGGCUUACAGUAUUAAAAAUCUUCUCUGUUUUACUUCAACCCAGCUCAUGGAUUACAAGCUUGUUUAUAUAGAUCAACAAAAUAUCAGAACAAUACCGUACUGUUACCCAGCGAUCUAGGACGUACUUACGCUAUAAAAACCUCGUUUUUUGAAUUUACCUAUGCUUAACCAAAUCAAAAAUAAUUCAAAAACUGUUAAUCAGAAAUAGAUCAUCUCAGAAGUGGGGGGGGGGAGAGAAAUCCAUAGAUCAUCGAUGGUCACUAAUAGUCCAGCAGAAAAUUCAUGCACUGUUGUUGAAAUACAAUUUUUUCCAUUCACGUCGAGUACCAAUAGUCUUCAUAAUAAUUAUCAAAAAAUUCUUCAUCGAUAGUUGCUCAGUAGCACCAUAAUUCAGGCAACGUUAUGUUGAAAUAUAAUAUUUUCCAUUCACGUCGUGUACCAAUAGAUUUACAUAAUAACAAUCAUAAAGUCACCAAAUCAUCAUCGAUAGUCGAUAGUUUAUCAGCAUACCAUCCGCGUGUCGUUGUUUGA